GAAAGCUUCAAGUCAAGCAGCACUCCCCUUCACCACCAUGGCUAUUCUCUUUCUUCUUCUUCUCCUACUUGCACCACCACCUUCAUAUGCUGCAAUUUCAUGCAGUGAUGUGAUCAAGGACAUUAGGCCCUGUGUGAACUACCUGAAGAACGGCAGCGGAAUGCCACCGGCGGCGUGUUGUACGGGAGCAUCGAAUCUUGCCUCCUCCGCCACCACCACGGCAGACAAGCAGGCUGCCUGUAACUGCAUUAAGAGUGCGGCCAAAAACGCUAACAUCAAGUCUGAAUUGGCCAAGGCUCUUCCAGCCAAUUGUGGAAUCACCUUGUCCAUCCCUAUCUCCCCCAACACAGACUGUACCAAGAUUACUUGAAGUUGAAGUGGGCUGGAGGAUUUAUAUGUCUGAUGCCUGUUCUAUGAAGGAAGCAGCUUAGCCUAUCUUGCAAUAAGCUUGGAUCUAUACACAUCUAUCUCCUUUUUCUGUUACUCUUCUUUUUAAUAUGCUUAAGAGUUAUUGUUAUCUUUGUUGUUUUGUAUCAAAUAAUUGCCUUUACCCACUUCUGGUGAAGUUGCAGUGAGAAUUAUA
This is a messenger RNA of Ilex paraguariensis (yerba mate), 583 nucleotides long. Lineage: Eukaryota; Viridiplantae; Streptophyta; Magnoliopsida; Aquifoliales; Aquifoliaceae. The record is from the annotation of a GenBank genome assembly.